Molecule: messenger RNA, 764 nt
Organism: Elaeis guineensis (African oil palm)
Lineage: Eukaryota; Viridiplantae; Streptophyta; Magnoliopsida; Arecales; Arecaceae
Source: RefSeq, a predicted model, not a curated record
UCUAAUCCCCUGAUCCAGCUUCUUCGGGAACUCCCAUUUCCCCCAUUCAUCUAUCCCACCAAAGAUUAGAUUUUUAUUGGUUUUUCUUGUUUUCCUAGAUAUCAAACACACUUUUGCCAAAAAGACUUCGAUUUUUUAACGGUACGGGGAUCGGUGCCUCAUUAAAAAAAAAAAAAAAAAUCAUUUUUUGAUCUGAAAAUUUUUCUCCCAAUGAAGAUGGAGUCCAUGAGAGGACAAGGUGGUGUCCAUAUGCUACUGACUGCAGAGCAAGAGGCUCAACAGAUCAUCUCUAGCGCAAGAAAUAUGAAAUUGGCAAGAUUGAAGCAAGCAAAGGAUGAAGCUCAAAGGGAAGCCGCUGCUUAUCGUACCUCAUUAGAGGAAGAACAUCAAAGAAGAAUUUCUGAGAGAAGUGGCAGCUCUGAUUCAAAUGUGAAAAGGCUUGAGGAGGAAACCGAGGUCAAGAUCAAGCGGUUGAAGGAUGCAUCCUCGAGUGUUCGUUCAGAAGUUGUUGGCAUGCUCAUGAAGCAUAUCACAACCAUUAAAAUUUAGAAGAUGACACAAUGGAAUAGCUUCGUGAAGGUAGCUGGAUAAAUUUUUCUGGGUGUGUUAUUCUUAAUGAUGUUAUUGUUCACCAUUUGUUUUGAUCUAUGGUAGCACUGUAAUUUUUUUUAAAAAAAAACACAUAAAUAUGACUGGACAUGUUUUCAACAUGGAUGUACCAGAAGCUACAUAAUAUGUAUGCUCGAGCUAUUCCUUGGAGAUAA